This is a messenger RNA of Cuscuta campestris, 3713 nucleotides long. Lineage: Eukaryota; Viridiplantae; Streptophyta; Magnoliopsida; Solanales; Convolvulaceae. The record is from the annotation of a GenBank genome assembly.
CUCUUCCUACCCACCCUACCCUACCCUACCCCACAGGUAUUUCUUCCCAAAAAAUCUCCACUUUUUUAUGCUCUCUGUUGAAUUUUAUGUUUCCACACAAUCUUUUUGUCCAAAUUGUUGUGCUUAGGUUGUUUUGUGAUCAGUGUCCAAAUCCUCUGUGAUAGCCAAUGUUUCCCCCCAACAACGUUAAAUUCUUCUCAGUUCUGCGUGAAUUUCAAGCUGUGUUCUUCAACUUGUUUGUUCUGUCUCCAAAGCCUGAAUUCUAUGAAGCAGUAGACAGAAUAUUGCGUAGGUUACCUUUUUGGAUUCUAAACUUUCGUUCGUAUUAUUAGAUAUUCUGCUGAUCAAGUACCAUAAAUGGGAAAUAUAUUGUGUGGGUUGCUGAAAUUUAAUUUCAAUAUUGGAAAUUAAUUAUGGAAUCUUUGAGUUUUGAGUUUUUUUUUUCUGCCCUUUCAUUUUCUUGGCAUAUCACUAAACCUGCAGCUGAUUAGACAGGGUUUCCUAGUUCCGGAUUUCGCUGAGGAUAAAAACUUAAAUAGGAACGUGUGGAGAUUUAGGAUUAGAGUAGUUGGGUAGCCUGUGAGCGGUUUGUUGGGAUUCUUCUGGGUUUGUUGUUGUAUAUUUCUUCGGUCUUGUUUGGGUUGGCUUCCACUUCCCGGGAACGGUUUGGAUUCAGAAACCCGGGAGUUGGGAAUCCAAUGUUUUUUGUCAAUUUGUUCAAAUUGGAUGUGCAUCACUUGCCUCCAAACACAUGCAGGGUGAUGAGUGUUUCAUAAGAAUUACAUGAAUCCCCCCAAUCCGAAACAUGGUUUUGUCAAAUUCCGAAUAGUUCACUCUUGAUCACUAAAUCUUGUGGUUCUAAGGUCAAAGAGGCUAUGGCUUUCAAAGGUCAAAAGGAAAAACUCAGUGCAUUCCUCGAGAUUGCUAGUACAGAGAAACAAUUGUUAGCAUCAAUCUAUUCCAAGGGUCUUUUGCAUAAAGAUGUAAAAGAGCUUUACCAUAAAGCCCGUUCUAGCUACGAGAACAUCAUUUUGAAUGAUCAUGAAGGGGAGGGGCUUCAAGAAGUCGAGUACUCAUUAUGGAAGCUUCAUUAUAAGCACAUUGAUGAGUACCGUAAACAAAUACGCCGAUACAAUACAGACAGAAGAAAAAGUGGAGCUUCUGGGGAGGAUACCGGCAAUGUAUAUAUGGAUGGGUUCAAGUCAUUUCUAUACGAAGCUACUCUUUUUUACAUGGAUUUAGUAAGAAGACUUAGAAACAAAUGUGGGCUUCCUGAGGAGCUCUUGCUGCAUAAGAAGAGGGGAAAAUCAUCUUCUUGGACAGAACGUGUGAAGUUCCCUCAUUGUCAAUAUGCAUGCCAUAGGUUUUUGGUUUGUCUUGGUGAUCUAGCUAGAUACAACGAGCUUUGCAAGAAAGGUCACGAAGCUCGUGAUUGGUCAGUUUCAGCAGCAUAUUAUCUCGAAGCAUCGUGUGUAUGGCCAGAUAGUGGAAACCCCCAUAAUCAGCUCGCGCUAUUGGCUACAUACAUUGAUGAUCCUUUCCUUGCGUUGUAUCACUCUGUCAGGAGUUUGGCCGUGAAGGAACCUUUUCCUGAUGCCUGGAACAACCUUAUGCUGCUCUUUGAGGAGAACAGGUCAAUUCACAUCCAUUCCCUUUCGAGGGAGGCACACCUCGAUUUACUCAAACCAUGUGAAAAAACAUUCUUGGAUGCUACAUCAUGUGAAAGUAAAGCCUCUUCAAGUAACAAUAAAUUGGAAGGCAUUGCUGGUGUUUCUUCUGAAAUGUCUGAUAUAUGGCCCUUGUUUGUCAGACUGAUAAGUUUCUUUCUAAUGAAAUCCGGUUUAUUAGAGGAUUUUCCUCACACCCUUGCUUCUCUGGUGAGACGAUUAGAAGCUUUGAUGGCAUUAGGUGAAGAAGAACUAAAGGGAACACUUGAAUCCUACCAGUCUUUGGAUCCAUCCGAAAAGGGCCCAAACCGCGCCUUACAACUUGUUACCAUUCUCAUCUUCACCAUCCAUUGCCUUACCAAAAGCCAAAAAGGACACAAACAGAAAGAAGAUGGCAACUCGGGGUGUCAUUUGACUGAACUAGCACUGUCUGCCAUUUUCAUUUGUGUUGGGCGCAUUGUUGACCGAUGUUUGACCAGGGGGGUUUUCAAGGAAUGCUGCCCUCUCCUACCCGCCGUGCUGGUGUUUGUCGAAUGGUUAGUGAACACACUUGGGAGAGCCGAAGGUCUCACAAAGGACGAAAGGGUCAUGAGUGCCAUGGCAUACUUUUUUGACACCUUUGUUGAUCUUCUUAACCGACUCAAUCUUGGUGCAGAAGAAGUUGCCUCAGACAACACCGCUGUUUGGGAGGACCACGAGCUGUUGGGGUUUGAUCCAAUGGCCCACGCGCACGCGGGCUUAGAUUUCACAAGUAAAAUGGGGCACGUGGGGGAUGGUAAAUUGAGGUCUCGACGCAUAUUUCUUGCUGCAACUAGAAUUGCAAGCACACAAGGUGACUUGAGUCAUUGGAUUGUGUAUGAUAAGUUACAAAAAAGAUUUCGCAGAAGCACCCAAAGUGAAAACCAUCAUGUUUCUAACACCACAGAGGAGGAGGAGGAGGAGGAGGAGGAGGAGGAAGUUAUUCUAUUCGAGCCACCCAUUGGAAGAGGGAACGACACGAAGAAAGAGGAAAAAUCCUCUCCUGUAGUGGAUCAACAUGAAAGAGAGAGUGAAACUUUCAGUUUCUACCCGGAAACCCCCGAAACGAGUAAAUUCUAUUUUGACAAUCCCUUGAGGCCGCGGGUGCCCAACAGUGGGCCCCCGUCACUCAAGGGAUGGGUCGUUGGUGGAGAAAGCCCACAUCCACAUUUCAGCCCAGAGGCCAUCAACGUUCUUUCUCUCGACGAACUGGGAUACCCCAAAGUUGAUUCUUCCUCUUCUUCUCCACGCGUCUCUAUUGAUGUUCUCGAUGCCCCUCCUCCUCCUUAUGUAAGUCCACCACCUUCUGCCCCAUUGUUGCCGGAACAAGGAGGGGAUGGUAUUCUUGGAGCCCCACCAAUGAGAGGAUACACGUACGCAACCCGGGGCCCAUUUGAGUACGCGGGAGGGUAUUCGCCGCCACAAGGAGGGAUGAUGAGCUCUUCUGAGUGGCUGUAUCAUUAUAGGAACAGGCAGGAGUGCGACCGCGCCAUGUGGGACCCACACGUGACGAACAUUAGGAGGCUAGAUGGCGACCCUUUGUGCCAGUGGGGGUACCCUUUGAUUUCGACGCCGGGAACGUUACUAUAUUUGGACAGCCCAAUUGUCCCGGCGGGAAGGGGCGAUACCGGACGAGACGAUAAGGUCCUGUUUGGAUGGCAAAGAGCAGAGGAACCUGCAUUGGUGCUGCAGUAUCUGAAAGAGAGAGAAGUAGGAGGAUUUGUGCAACCAGGAUCUCAGUUUAGAGGUCCAACUUUUAUGGGAAACUGACCUUAUUGUGUAACCCUCUGUCCCAUAAAAAAUAAUCCACUUUGACGAAUGUAUAACUUGUUAAUUUUAGUAAAGUACAUCUCUUGUAAAGCACUAAAUAUAUUAUUAUACUUAUAUUCACUGCACUAUUUACUUAUUUGGUGUGUAGCAUGGGCUAGAGUGGUAACUUUUUAUUGGUUGUAUAGAGAUUAAAUAUGUAUAGUAAUUUAUUAGAUUGAGAUGUUUAAGUAAUUAUUUUAAUGAAAAGUUUAGUUAGCC